AUGCGCUUCAUCAUCGCCGUCGCCUUAUUUGCACUUGGCGUCCACGCAUCGAAACACGUCUCGGAUGUGCGCGCGAUUGGCAAUUUGCAAGUGGUGAUCGCCGGCGAGACGCUUUUCACCACCGACAUCGACGAGAAUCGGCCGCCGACACCCGAUUUGUGGUGUCAAAUCGAGAAGCACAAGAGGGUUUUGCCGGCGGAUUGGGCGCGAUUCGUUCGCGCCAAGGACCACAAAGUGUUUUUGGCUGACUAUCUUUCGCACGAGCACAAGGCGUUCCUUCAUUUCGGCAAAUCGUCGGCCGAACACGCCGGAGUUUAUCGUUGCGAGAUCAAAGAGCCGAACGGCAACAUCAUCAUCGGCAACAUGUUCGCCUAUUCGCAUCCUGUCGUCAAAAACGACGAGAAUUGGCCGUUGAAGAAGUCGGAUCAAGAAGAGGGACUCGUUUUGGCGCCAUCGGUUUAUGCUUCGUAUCAGACGACUGCUUUCAUCAAAUGUCCGAUUAUCGCCUAUCCGGAGCCGAAAAUUUUCUGGUAUAAGAACAACGUGCCGCUCGAUUUCAACGAUCGAAUCAAAUACAACGCGACGGCGCAGGCCCUUCAGAUCAGCGAUGUUCAGGAGGAGGACGCCGGCGUCUAUCGAUGCAACGCGACGAAUCAAUUUCCGGUGGUGAUCGACGGUCCGAAACAGGAGUUCUCGGUGAAGCUCGAACAAGAAUUGCGCGUCGGAGACAAUUAUGGCUGGAUGCUCCCAUUGGCGGUCAUCAUCAUCAUUCUCCUCAUCCUCUUCUUGGUGAUUUUCACGUGCCAACGUUGCGCCAAAUACAAGGCGGACCAUUAUAAUGUCGCCGAGAGAGAACGCGCGCUCCACAACGAUCAAGUCCCAUUGAAGAACAGCGUCUAG
Caenorhabditis bovis is the source of this 900-nucleotide messenger RNA. Lineage: Eukaryota; Metazoa; Nematoda; Chromadorea; Rhabditida; Rhabditidae. The record is from the annotation of a GenBank genome assembly.